Lates calcarifer (barramundi perch) is the source of this 11363-nucleotide messenger RNA. RefSeq names its product cubilin (intrinsic factor-cobalamin receptor) (gene cubn). NCBI's taxonomy places the organism in Eukaryota, Metazoa, Chordata, Actinopteri, Centropomidae. Gene Ontology annotation, molecular function: calcium ion binding. The record is from RefSeq and is a predicted model, not a curated record.
UUAAAAUAUUUACCCAGCGCUAACCCACUUCUGACACCUAUAAAACACAUGCAAACAAGGUCACAUGAAGCAAGUUAUUUAUCUCCUACAAUCAUGUGAGGGUCAUUUUCACUCAAUAGUAAAGUUAACCAGCUUUUGUAAAUUGUGAUGUACUUUAUGGUUGUCCUCUAAGGUCAAAGUCUUGACAGUGAGCAUUAGAGCGUGGCAGCACAUCAAACCUCAGUAAAGCUGUUUGGAGUGUCCAGGCGACACAUCUCUUUCUAUGGCUGGGACACUGCAGCUGUCAUGGCUAUUCUUCAUACUCCUUUUCCUUCUGGUGGGACUGCAAGGAGAGGAAAGGGACGCAGCGCAAAGACGAAACAAGAGGAGCAUUAGCAAUGACCAACCUCGUAUGCUGUCAGAUAAUGGUCACCUCGUUUUCACAACUGGGGAGAAUAAAGACAUCCGCUUCCAAACAUCAGCAUCAGGCCGGGUUAAAGUGGGUACUGAAGACCUCACCCAACUUUUGACUCAGAUAAAAACCAACAAAGAUGACAUUGAUUACAUUAAAUCUCACGGAGGUGGUGUUCCCCCUGAUAUCACUAACAAACUAAACCAGCUUGAUACCAAGGUGUCAGCAGCUGAGAAUAGAGUGACUGCCCUUGAAGCGACAGUUCACAGGGUGGCUUGCAGCAGCAAUCCCUGUCAGAACGGAGGGACAUGUCUGAACUUACUCAACUCAUACCACUGUCUGUGUCCCAACAACUGGGCUGGUCCUAACUGUGCAACAGAUGUUAAUGAAUGUCAGGUGUAUGCAGGAACCUUUCAGGGUUGUCAGAAUGGAGCAACCUGUGUCAACACUCCUGGAUCAUUCACUUGUACCUGUUCUCCAGAAUGGUCUGGGAGUCUCUGUACUGUGCGUUAUGAUGACUGCAGAAAUGCAGGACGGGACUUGUGUGUUCAUGGCACAUGUAUUGAUGCAGACCGGGUUGUAACUGGACAGCCUAAAUACCAGUGCAUCUGUGAGAGUGGCUGGGAGGCUCCAGCUGGGAACCCAGCCUGUGUAGCUGAUGUUAAUGAGUGUGACCUGCCCGUCAAGCCUUGUUCCACCAACCCUGCUGUUACCUGCUACAACACUCAGGGUUCCUUCUACUGUGGAGCCUGUCCUGCUGGCUGGCAAGGCAACGGUUACAGCUGUCAGGAUGUGGAUGAAUGUUUGACCAACAAUGGUGGCUGCUCCACCACUCCGAUGGUGCAAUGCCUGAACACCAUGGGUUCCUUCCACUGUGGUUCCUGCCCUCCAGGUUAUGAAGGGGAUGGGAGAACAUGCACUCAGACCAACAUCUGCGCUGUCAAUAAUGGAGGCUGUUACCCAACAGCUACUUGCUCCUCAAACCCAGGCUCAAGCUUCCCUGUAUGUACCUGUCCACCAGGCUACAUAGGCAAUGGUUAUGGGCCAACAGGUUGCACCCAGACCAGCAACAUAUGUCAGAGCAACAACCCUUGUGUCAAUGGACAGUGUGUGGCCACCACCUCAGCUCCUGGCUACAUCUGCAAUUGCAAUUCUGGCUGGCAAGGAGUAAACUGUGACCAGAACAUCAAUGAAUGCUCAAGCAAUCCCUGUCAAAAUGGAGGAACCUGCACAGACGGCAUCAAUGGAUUCACAUGUACUUGCACUGCCGAGUGGACCGGCCCACUCUGCCAGACCGCACAGCAAGAGUGUGGAGGUUACCUCACUGGCCCUGCAGGUUCCUUCAGUUAUCCCAACAUUCCCGGUCAUGAGGAGUACGAUCACCAGGUCUCUUGUGCGUGGGUGAUCCGCGUUGAUCCAAACAAGAUUUUGCGUAUUACGUUUCCUUUCUUUCAUCUGGAGAACAGCGCCAACUGCAACUAUGACUUCCUUCAGAUUCAUGAUGGGGACAGCGCUUCCGCUUACAUGAUCGGAAAAUACUGUGGCCAAAAUAACCCGCCGGAGCUCUACAGCUCCCACAAUUCCUUAUAUUUCUGGUUUCGCUCUGACCACUCUGUCAACAGUGAUGGCUUCACAGUUGUUUGGCAGUCUCAGGACCCAGUCUGUGGAGAUGAACUAACCGCUCCCUAUGGCAACAUUAACUCACCUGGAUAUCCUGGAAACUACCCACCUAACCGGGACUGCUAUUGGAGAGUAAUGGUGGAGCCCGGCUUGCUCAUUACCUUUGCAUUUGGGACUCUCAGUCUGGAGCAUCACUCUGACUGCAACUUUGACUUCCUAGAGAUCCGAGAUGGUCUCUUACCUGAAGACCCAGUUCUGGGGAAAUACUGCAGUACUGCAUCACCUCCACCCCUGCGGACUACCGGUCCAAAUGCAUGGAUCCACUUCCACUCCGACUACAGUGUCUCUGACCGAGGAUUCCAUAUUACAUAUACAACAUCACCAAGUGACCCUGGUUGUGGUGGUACCUUCACUGACAGCGAGGGCAUCAUCAUCUCUCCCAACUGGCCCAAUGACUAUGCGCACAACCGCCAGUGCAUCUAUUUGAUCAGGUUGCCAGCUGGUGAGAGGGUGGCCCUUAACUUCACUCACAUGAACCUGGAGAGUCACAGCAACUGCCUUUUUGACUAUGUGGAGGUUCGUGAUGGCAGGACGGAGACUGACCCUCUGAUAGGGAAAUACUGUGGCAGCACCCUGCCGGCUCCCAUGACCUCAUCAUCCAACUUCCUGUGGAUUCGCUUCAGGUCUGACAGCUCAGUCAGCCGGGCUGGUUUCAGGGCUGUUUAUUCUGUUGCUUGUGGAGGUACUUUGUCUGGGACUGGACAGUUACGCUCUCCGUACCACCCCAACGCCUAUCCCCACAACAAGGUCUGCGAAUGGGUCAUUAACCAGCCACAGGGCUACGUGGUUACCCUUAACUUCCUGUCAUUUGAUGUUGAGGGAGGCUCCUGUCGUUUUGACUUUGUUGAGGUCAGGGAUGGCUCCUUGUCUAGCUCUCCUCUGCUGGGGAAAUUUUGUGGUAUACAGAUUCCCCCCAGGCUCCAGUCCACUCAGAGAUCUAUGUACAUUAAAUUCAAGACUGACUCCUCCGUCAGCAACCAUGGCUUUGAAGCAGCCUAUAGCUCCGCCUUGGAAGGUUGUGGUGAUACCCUGACCAGUCCUUCAGGCACCAUUACGAGCCCUGGCCACCCCACAAACUACCCCCAUGGUGCCAACUGUACCUGGUACAUCAGUGUUACACCAGGCAACCUGAUUAGGCUGUCGUUUGAGUCCUUCAACUUGGAGUAUCACUUAAACUGUAACUAUGAUUACGUGGAGGUCUAUGACAAUGGCACGGUGCAGACUGGAACCAAGAUUGGCAGGUACUGUGGGCGUUCAGUGCCUCCAUCCAUUACCAGCACUGACAACCUGAUGACCCUGCUGUUUGUGUCUGACGCAAGUUUAGCCACUGAGGGAUUCUCUGCCAGCUACAUCUCCAUCAAUGCUACCACAGAUUGUAGUGAGACCUUUACCUCCUCUUCCGGGACUUUUAGUUCACCCAAUUACCCUGACUACUACCCCAACAAUAGAGACUGCAUCUUCAAGAUCAUUGUGCAGGUCAACGUGCAGAUUAUGCUGAACUUCACCAACUUUGAGCUGGAGGGUUCCCCUCCUUCUUGCAACUUUGACUUUGUAGAGAUCAGGGAUGGUGGUUACGAAACAUCUCCCUUGAUUGGUAAGUUCUGUUCUAAUCAGAGGCCUCCAGUCCUGGUAUCCCAUAGCAACCGUCUUUGGGUUAGAUUCCGCUCUGAUCCCAGCGUCACGCGUCGCGGAUUCACUGCCCACUGGGAUGGCUCACAGACUGGCUGUGGAGGGACGUUGACAACUGCAUCUGGGGGAUUUUCGUCCCCUAACUACCCCCUGCCCUACCACCCUAAUUCUGAGUGCUACUGGAACAUCAGGACCAGCCAGGGCAGCCAGCUCCUCCUCUCUUUCUCCGAUUUCCACCUGGAGUCCAGUGCCUCCUGCUCUUAUGAUUACCUGGCUGUGUAUGAUGGGAACAGCAGCAGUGCUCCAGAGCUAGCCAGACUGUGUGGCAGUCAGCCGCCCAGCACUUUCAGCGCUUCCAGCAAUCAACUCUACGUCAAACUACGCACUGACAGCAGCGUCAGCACUGGAGGCUUCCUUGCAUCAUAUACUUCUAACUGCAGCGGCAUGCUCAUCGCAAAUCGACACAGAGGAGUGGUGGAGUCGCUGAACUUUCCCAACGACUACCCAGCCAAUUCCUUUUGCAGCUGGACCAUCCAGGCCACUACUGGAAACACCAUCAACUACACCUUUACUACCUUCCAGCUGGAGGCCACCAGUAGUUGCAACUAUGAUUAUGUCAAGCUCUAUAAUGGGCCCAACAAUCAAGCUCCUCUGAUUGGUACAUUCUGUGGAUACACACCGCCCCCAGCCAACAGCACCACAAGCUCAGCCCUCACGAUGGUGUUCAGAUCAGACUCCUCUGUGUCAAUGUCUGGCUUCCAGAUGAUGUGGUACCAGAAUGGUUGUGGUGGAGAACUCUCGGGUCCCAGUGGCUCCUUCAACAGCCCAGACUAUCCCAACAGGUAUCCAGAAAACAGGGAGUGUAUCUGGUAUAUCACCACAUCAGCUGGCAGCAGCAUCACCCUCACCAUCCAUGAGUUUGAUGUGGAAUUCCACCAGGACUGUAACUAUGAUGUGCUGGAAGUGUAUGGAGGCCCAGACCUGUCGGCCCCUCAGCUGGCCAAGCUCUGCAGCACCACAUCCAGCCCGAUGCAGGUCUCUAGCACCGGCAACCUCAUCACAGUGCGCUUCAAGUCUGAUGCUUACGUCAGUGGUCGGGGUUUCAAUGCAAGCUGGGCUGAAGUCCAGGGAGGCUGUGGAGGCCCAGUCACAGCACCAUCAGGGGAGAUCCAUUCUCCUUCGUAUCCAAGCAGCUAUCCCAAUAAUGUGGACUGUUCCUGGGUCAUCAGUGUAGAUUCCCACCACCGCGUCUUCUUCAAUUUCUCUGACUUGGACAUUGAACAUCAUAGCAACUGCACCUGGGACUACGUGGCUAUCCAUGAUGGUCCGACCAUAUCUUCUCCACUGCUUGCCCGUGUCUGUGGCACCACUCUCCCUCCCGCCAUCACCUCCACCCAGAACACCAUCUUUGUCCGCUUUAGGUCUGACUCCAGUCGCAGCCACCGUGGUUUCAGUGCUUACUUCUCUGAGGCCUGUGGUACAACCAUCAUGGCAGACAGUAACGGAGGGACAAUUGCGUCGCCACGGUACCCAGCACCAUAUCCACCCAAUCAGAACUGCAGUUGGAUCAUCAGAGCACAGGAACCAUUCAACCAUGUCACCCUGUCAUUCACUGACUUUGAGUUAGAAAUGAUCUACUCCAACUGCUCCCAUGAUGCUGUGGAGAUCCUGGAUGGAGAUAACUACCAAGCACCCACUAUAGGGCGCUACUGUGGCGUUGAAGUACCUCACCCAGUGACAUCUUUCAGUAACUCUCUGGUGGUCAACUUCAUCUCUGACCGCUCUGUCUCCAGGAAAGGCUUCCAAGCCUCCUACUCAGCAUCCACCUCUAGUUGCGGAGGAGAUUUGGUGAUGGAAAGUGGCGCGUUCAACAGUCCUAACUAUCCAGACGCUUAUCCGCCUAAUGUGGAGUGUGUGUGGACCAUCAGGAGCUCACCAGGAAACCGUCUGCAGCUCUCAUUUAUUUUCUUUCACCUGCAGGGAAACGCUGGCUGUCAAAAUGACUACCUGGAAAUCAGAGAGGGCAACUCCACUGGCUCCCUGGUCGGCCGCUUCUGUGGAAACUCGCUCCCCUCUAACUACACCUCUGUGAUUGGUCACAUUCUGUGGGUUAAGUUCGUCUCCGACGCGUCAAUUAGUGGAGCCGGAUUCAGAGCCACCUUCUCACACUUGUAUGGUAAUGAUGUGACGGGGGAGUCUGGUCAGAUAGCAUCCCCACUGUAUCCCAGAACGUACCCCAAUAAUGCCCACUACCGCUGGACCAUCACUGUGGAGGCGGACAGCCUCAUCCAGAUCCGCUUCUUGGACAUGGACAUCGAGGACUUGUAUGACUGUUACUAUGACAACCUCAAAAUAUUUGAUGGCUCUAGCGUUCAGCACUAUCCCAUUGGGACAUUCUGUGGUCUGGACCUGCCCCCUCCCCUGAGGAGCACUGGCAGCAUUGUCACCCUGCAGUUCCAGUCGGAUUCGGUGGUGGGUGGACGAGGCUUCCUUGUGGAAUGGACUGCAGUCCAGGACACUGGACCACCACCAACUAUCACACCAGGUGCAUGCGGUGGAAUCCUAAUGACGGGGGAGACCCCUGGCUUCCUCUUUUCUCCUGGUUGGCCUGAGAACUACCCUCAUGACCAGGAAUGUACCUGGUUGAUCCGCUCUCCAGACUCAACAGUGGAGUUUAACAUCUUGUCUCUGGACAUGGAGGACUACCCCACUUGCUACUUUGACAGUCUUGUCAUCAGAGAUGGCGAGACCAGUCUGUCCCCCGUGCUGGCCAGCGUGUGUGGUCGGGAACCUCCGAGUUCUCUGCACUCUACAGGAGAUUCAAUGUACAUCCACUUCUCCUCAGACAGCAGCGUCAGUGGCCGGGGCUUUAAUGCCUCCUACUCCAGAGGUUGUGGUGGCCUUCUGCACGUAGACAGGGGUGUGCUGAGCAGUCCGCACUACCCCCAGAACUACCUGCCUGGACUGGACUGUAGCUGGCACGUGAUGGUGACACCCGGCUUCAGGGUUUCUGUCACGUUCCAGAGCCCCUUCCAGAUUCAAGGCUAUGGAAAUGGAUGCAGCUCAGGAGAUUACCUUGAGGUUAGGAAUGGUCCGGAUAGUUCAGCUCCACUGCUGGGUGGACGUCUCUGUGGUUCAAGUGCUCCAUCCCUUAUCCAGACUACUGACAACCACCUCUUUAUUCGCUUUUUGUCUGAUGCCACUAAUGAGGCCAGCGGCUUUAAACUGACCUUUGAGGCCCACAGUCAGGCAUGCGGAGGCUUCGUUGAGCUAAAUCAUAAUGAUCCUCCAGGGUACAUCACUUCACCCAACUAUCCACAGAACUACCCCCAGAACAUUGACUGCAUCUGGGUCAUCACUGUGCCCAACGGAGAAGCUGUCCAAAUUGACUUUGAGGAUGAAUUCUACAUUGAGCCCACAACCAGCUGCGUCUACGACUACUUGGAGGUGCGUGACGGCUCAACAUUAAAUGCUGACUUAAUUUCCCGGCUCUGUGGCAAUACGCGACCAUCUACCCAACAUUCAACAGGUUCCUCCAUGCUGCUCAGAUUUCGUACUGACACUAGUGUAACACACAAAGGCUUCAAGGCAAAGUACUCCAAGGCAACAUGCAGUGGCACCUACAUAGGUCAGAGGGGUACGAUCUACAGCCCCGGAUUCCCAGGGUCCAAUUACCCUGACAGCUCCAGCUGUGAGUGGUACCUGGAGGGACCCACAGGGCACUACCUCACCCUCAGCUAUGGGAACUUCAGCCUGCAGUCCACUCCAGGAUGCACUGCUGACUAUGUGGAAAUCAGAGAGUACAAUGCCUCAGGGCGUCUACUGGGCCGACACUGCGGCAGUAACCUUCCAGCUUCCCUGGACACGUCUGACAGUUUUGCUUAUGUCAGGUUUGUCAGUGACGCCAGUGGAAACGCACCUGGUUUCAGUCUGUCGUUUGAAGCCAGCGUUGAAGCCUGUGGUGGAGAGCUGAAUGCUCCCUCAGGAACUAUCUCCUCUCCCAAUUACCCUAACCUAUACCCACACAGCCGGGUGUGUCGCUGGGAGCUGGUGGUGACACCAGGCCGCCGGGUCACGCUCACCAUUAACGAUCUACGGCUGGAAGGUUCCGGUACUUCCUGUGCAUUUGACUACGUUGAUGUACUGAAUGGGUUGGCGGACAAUGCCCCUCGCCUGCAGCGAUUCUGUGGUACAGUACCAGCGGGCACCCAGGUGCGCUCCUCCGGAAACACCAUGACUGUUGUGUUCCGCACUGAUGCUUCUGUGUCCAAUGGUGGCUUCACGGCAUCUUACUCCUCUCAGGAGCCUGCAGAGUGUGGCGGAAUCCUGAACAACCCAACGGGUGGAAACUUCACUUCCCCCGGAUACCUGGUGUCCAACUACAGCAACAACCUCAACUGCGAGUGGCUGAUCCAGAACCCACGUCACAUCAAUUCCUCCAUUGUGGUGCUGAUAGAAGACAUGCACCUGGAGAACCACCAGACUUGUCAGUCAGACUACCUCCAGUUCCGUUUAGGAAACUCCGAUGGGGAGCUGUUGGCCAGGUUUUGUGGGCAGACUAUUCCCCCAGUUCCCAUUGUGGUCUUUACCCCACAGCUCUGGGUCCAAUUCCAGACUGACACCUCACAGGGAGACCUGGGUUUUAAAGCCAAGUAUAUGUUUUCUGAGUGUGGAGGUUGGCAGACAGGUGAGGGAGGAGUGAUAUCCAGUCCUAACUACCCCACCAUCUACCCCAGCCCCAGUCGCUGUGCUUGGCUGCUAGAGGCUCCGAUGGGCCACACCAUCACACUAACCUUCACCUACUUCAACUUGGAGCCUCACUCUACAUGUGGCUGGGACUCUGUCACCAUCUUCAACGGAGGAUCCCCCGGGUCGCCCGUUAUUGGCCAGUACUGCGGGACCACUUCCCCAGGAACCAUCCAGUCAGGGUCCAACAAGCUUGCGGUCGUCUUCCUGGCUGACCACAGUGUGUCCAGAGGAGGCUUUGUGGCCUCCUGGUCUGCUGAUUCCUCAGGCUGUGGAGGGGUGAUCCAUGCUGAUAAUGGAACAAUCAAGUCUCCAAACUAUCCCCAGAACUUCCCUGCCAAUGUGGAGUGUUCGUGGCAGAUCAUUGCCCAUGAAGGAAACCACCUGGAGAUGAGCUUCAAUAGUGAUUUCCAGAUUCCAGACAGCAGUGGGACCUGCCAGAAUAGUUACAUCAAGGUGUGGUCAGGUCAGACCCAAAAUACUGAGGCUCUGCUGUCAACAGGCUGUGGCUCAGUGGCCCCAGGCCCCAUCGUUGCUCCAUAUAACAUCAUCACAAGCCGAUUCCAGGCCACUGAGGCAACCGGCAGAGGCUUCUCAGCCUCCUUCACCACCAGAUGCGGCGCAAACUUCACAGCUCCCAAUGGUCGCGUGGUUUCUCCAAAUUAUCCAGCCGACUAUCCCGACCGCUCCAACUGCAACUACACCAUUAACGCUGGAGAACAAACAGUGGUGGUUAUCACCUUUAAAAGCUUCCAAGUAGAAGCACACUCCACCUGUCUGUAUGAUGGGCUGAAGAUCUACAGCUUGGAUACCAGUGGCUCUCCUAUUGCCACUUUGUGUGGCAGCAGCAUCCCAGGGCCCUUCUCCACCUUUGGCCCCAUGUUACUGCAUUUCUACUCUGACCCUGUGGUCUCCGACAGUGGCUUCAUGGCAGAAUACAGAGCCAUUCCAUGUGGUGGUUUCUUCAACAGCACUAUGGGUACAGUGAGCAGUCCAGCACUCUCCAUGACGAACUACCACCACAACAUCAACUGUACCUAUCACAUCAUGGUCUCAACAAACAGAGUGGUGGAUCUCAAGUUUAACACUUUCCAUCUGGAGGCGUCUUCUUCCUGUCGUUACGACUAUGUUGCAGUUUACGAUGGACCAGACACCUUGUCGCCUCUGAUGGGGAAAUUCUGUGGUGCAGCACUCCCACCCGAUCUGCGCUCCUCUACCAACCAGCUGUUUAUCGUCUUCAGGACAGAUGCCUCAGUGAAUGGGAUUGGCUGGAGAGCCACCUACAGUGAGACACUUGGUCCAGCACAGGGAUGUGGUGGAUACCUGUCCAUGCCCAUGGGCAUGUUUGGUUCUCCAGAUCCAAACCUGGAUGGGCGCUAUGAGCCAAGGAUGGACUGCAUGUGGACCAUUGAGAUGCCGGUCAACAGGGCUAUCAACCUGACCUUCAACUCUUUCGAACUGGAGAGCUCCUCUACUUGCCGUUAUGACUAUGUCAAAGUGUACGAUGGUGACAACAUUAACUUCCCUCUGGUUGGUACAUUCUGUGGAAACACCAUCCCUGCUUUUUUUAUAUCGAGUGGGAACUUCCUGACCAUUCACUUCGUCACUGAUAGCUCAGUACAGCGACGAGGAUUCAAUGCUACCUACAGGGCUAUGCCAUUGAUUUGUGGCGGGGCUCUGAACGCCACGUCCACCGUCCAGACCCUGACAUCGCCUUCCUUCCCCAGCGCCUAUCCUCCUUACACCUCCUGCCGCUGGAUCCUGGAUGCUCCACCCCAGGAAACCAUCAAAGUGUCAAUCCAGACCUUUGUGCUCCAACCCAGCCAGAGCUGCUCCACAAACUAUCUGGAGAUGAAGGACUGGCCCACGGGAGACUAUGGGCAGUCACAUAAGUUCUGUGCAUCAGAUGGUCAUCCACCAGACUUCUACAGCUACAGCAGGACAAUCCAUGUGCACUUCAAAUCUGACGCCUUCAUGACAGGAAAUGGCCUGAGUUUCACCUAUCAGAUUGCAGGCUGUAGCAGAACAUACGAACAGGAAUACGGCUACUUGAAGAGUCCAGGCUGGCCUGACAUCUACCCCCACAACAUGGACUGCACCAUCAUCCUGAAGGCACCACAGAACAACCACAUCUCCUUCUUCUUUAACAAUUUUGAUGUUGAAAGCCACAGCAUCUGUAAUUUUGACUAUCUGGAGGUCCGUAAUGGCAGCACAGCAGACUCACCAAUGAUUGGUCGGUUCUGUGGCAGCACCCUGCCCAGCCCCAUUUUCCCACAAUCCAACCAGCUCUACCUGCGCUUCAAGAGUGACUUCUCCAACUCCCGAGAUGGCUUCGAGGCCACGUGGACAUCGUCACCUCACGGUUGCGGUGGCACUCUGUAUGGAGACCAUGGUUCAUUCUCAAGUCCCAACUUCCCAGGCACCUAUCCCAACAAUACCCACUGUGAAUGGAGCAUCCUGGCACCCAGAGGUCGUGUGGUGACCAUCACCUUUGCCCAGAUCAGUAUUUCUGACCCUGGAGAUUGCCAGAACAACUUUUUGAAGUUGUAUGAUGGUCCAAACACCUCCUCGCCGCCUGUUGGACCUUACUGUGGAGUGGAAACCAACAUUGCUCCGUUCACAGCCUCCUCCCAUCAAGUCUACAUCGUUUUCCAAGCCCAGUACGCCACCCUGCCUUCAGGAUUCAGACUCACCUGGAGCAGCUGAAAGAAUGGCCCUACACACACACACACACACACACACACACACCACACACACACACACACACACACACACACACAAACAGUUGCUGACCAAUUUACUAAUCAUGCUUUAAAGGUAAACACUUGUGUUUACCUUUAAAGUAUUUUUUAACAUAAUCAAUGUAAAUAAUAUAAAUCUAUACUGUUAGAAUAAAUACACGAUUCAAGAAAUACAA